AUGGCACCGCCGAGGUUUUGGGAUGGUCAGCAGCGUCUGAAGUCGCCGAUGGCCCCCGGACGGGUGGAGCGUGCAUCCUUGGAGAUUGAGCACAACCAGGCCUCUCCCGCGACCCAACGAUGGUCCAACAGACCGGGAUCAGAGGUCAACCGCCAUGGCCAUUCCGGCCAUUCCACCGAUGCAAGUGACUUUAAAAGGUGGGAGCACUUGGGACAGUCACGGCAAGAGGGCUUAUGGAGCUGGUGGCGUGGGGAGAAGUGGUAUGAACAGAAACAAGCCCCAGGCCCUAAAGGCCCUCGCUAUGAGGAGACCCACUGGCAAGGUCACAGCCACAGCAGGCAUGUUUUCUGGGGCUACGCCAACUUGGAGAAUCGCAGGCAAGCCGCUGUGGCAUCCGUGGAAGCGGUGCCGUGUUUGGGAGAUGAAGAGGUUCGAGAAAGAUGGCAGGAACACAUCGAGGACUCCCGGGAUCCCGAGCGUUCAGCCAAGCGAAUCCAUUGGCUCAUCAGCCGACUACAGAUGCAGGGCUACAAUCGGCCAGUGGAGACGCAGGCUCCCGUGCAGAGCUCGAUGGCCGACUUGCUUGAAAUUGCCAAGAGGGAACAGCAGGAGCUGAAUGCUGAGGCCAGUGAAGUGGGUGAGAACUUGACGUCCACCACGGCCAGUGCAGUGGGUGAGAACUUGACAUCCACUGCAAUCCACAAAUCCAGCCUAUUCUUGGUGUCCCUAGACGGCAAGGGAUGCGAUGGUAACAUGGACCCAAUGCGUGGUAUAUGGCUUGCCGGGCUUUGGCUUUGGUGCUGUCACCGUCGCUUGGAUUCCUUGGAUUCCUUGGAUCGGUUGGAUCGGUCGGAUCCUGCGGUGAUGAUCAGUUUGUUUCUUCCUUCGCUCUACGCUGAUCACCUGGGUGUCCCCUUGAGCGCCAUCGGCCAUGUGACUUCGGCGGUGCAGAUCUUUGAUGCCGUGACGGAUCCGGUGUUGGGACACGUCUCAGAUCGGCUCAAGUUUGUCAGUGGCAGAAGAAGGCCGUUCAUGCUGAGUGGAUCUUGGCUCCUGGCUGGCUGCUUCAUUGCACUCUUCACACCCCCGCAGACAGGAGCUUGGCCUUCAGCCCUGGCCUGGGCCACCUGUUGGGCACUGCUCACGCAGCUCUGCCUCACCGUGGCACGGGUGCCGUGGCUCGCUUGGGGCAUCGAACUGAGCCACGAGUACCACGAGAAGACGCGCCUGGAGAACCUCGCCAACAGCGGUGUCGAAAACCGCGAAAACCGCCACGACAGCAACGUUUGCGAUCCCCUCUUGGAGUUGAAAGACAAGAUGUCGGAGGGAGCCAGGGACUUUGACCAGGACUUGAAUCGAUACUCUCCAAGGGAUCGGGUCUGUGCAGCCAUCAUUUUGUGGUUCAUGGUGCCGAUUUUUUGGAGUUGGAGAUUUUCAGCGGACCAUGGUGUGCUCUUGAUCCUCAGCACUGUGAGCACCGUGUUCCUUAGCCUGGCUGCCUUCAACUUCUAUUUGGACGGCACGCGCUAUACCUGGAAAAUGUGGUUAGAUGUUGCGGCGGUGGCGAUCCUUGCAACGUUUCAGUUGUUGCGAGUUUUUCAUGCUCCAGCGCAGAUGUUGAUGGCCUUGGGCUUUGCCUUGGCCUUCGUGGGCUUCUGGGUCUUGAAUGGGCUGCAGAUCACUUGGGCCCAGGGCUUGGCCAAAGUUGGCCUUGAUUGGAUCAUGAGUUUUCUCAGCUACCGUUGGUGUGCCGUGCUCGCCUGCAUCUCUGUGGCCAUCAGCGAGACCGAAAUGCAGAGCCCAGGGCUGACAGGGCCCACCUUAAGUCCUGCUCAGAUGGGUUGUCUCACAGCGAUGUACUACGGCCAUUCGAUGCUCAUGUGGUAUCGUGCCGACUCCUUGAAAAGUGACUCCGAGAAAGGCGUCCCCAACUGGUUGACCUGGCCCAGGCAACUCUAUUGGCUCCUCGAGACAGCCGUGGUGGUGGCGCUCACCUGCCUUUGCCUCGGCUUGGCAGGUUCCGCAUAUGAAAAGGUUGGGGCCGUUGGGGGUUCUAGAGUCAGGUGGGUUUUGGGCAGUUUGGCGGCAGCGAUCCUGCCUCUCUCCAUCGACAGCUUCACCAAUGAGUUUACUCGCCUUACGCUGCUUGCGGUCUUCUGGGCUGUGCUCAUCGCAGUGAACGGCACGUUGUGUUUUUGUGCUUUACCCGACGGCAGCGACAUGUCUAGCGCCGCGGCGCCCUCCAGUUCUGCGCUGGAUUUUCUCUGGCGGCUGCCGCAGGUCCGCGCAGCAUGGAGCUUGUGGUUGGCGACGGUGUUGAUGACCAUGGCAACCACCAGCAACGCUUUGCUGUAUCCCUUCUUUGUGAAAUAUGUCCUGGAAGACGAGGAUGGCGUAUCCUUGCUCCUGGGUUUAUACAUCUUGAUUGGUGCCCUGGGCGUUCCUUUCUGGGCCUUGCUCUCGCAACGCUUCGACAAGCGACGCGGCUUGGUCUUGGCCACGCUGAUUCAGGCGUUUGCCUUGCUGGUGGCCUUCAUCGGGUUCGGAAGGGGGUCUGUGGCCGUGUACUCGGGAUGUAUCAUCGUGGCAGGGAUCAGUUUCGGUGGUGUCCCAGUGAUUCGCUCCUCCAUGUUGGGCGAUGUGUCGGAUCUCUUGCAGCUGCAAAGUGGACGAAAGGACGAAGGAAAGUUGGUGGCUGUCUUUGACAUCUCCAGCAAGUUGGCUGCGAGCGCCUUGAUCUCUCUGGGCUUUACGGUCAUCGACCUUUCGGGCUACCAGGCAGGCGAACCCCAAGGGCCAUCGGCAAAGCUAGCGAUUCGCAUCUUCUACGGCUUGGUCCCGGCGGUUCUGGGGGGAUUUUCCGCCCUGGUGGUCUUCGUUCUGUAUCCCCUUGACCGAGCGAAACAUGCAGAGGUCCUGAGUCAAAUUGAUGUCAAUCCAGAGAAGGAACAAAAACAAGAUCCUUUGGGAGAGGUGGCCUGGAAGCAGAAGCUUCCAGAUGAAUUAGGUAAUGACCGUGAGGACCGCGCCAAGUUGUCCAAGUUGCAGGUUUCUACAGAAUUGGGGAUCUUUGAUGACUUCUUGCAUAACCGCAGCAAAAUGGGGCUGUUGCUGGGAUGGCUGCUGGGCCGCGUUGCGGCCUUCCUCUGCGGCUUCCUCUCCGCGAAGUUGGGCACACCGGUAAACAUCGACUCUACAAUCAUGCAGGUCCUGGGUGCGCCCGUGCAUUGGCUCAUCGCAUGCAUCGCCGCAGCGUGGUUGGGCAGUCUUGCUGUAACGAGCAUGGAAAACCAUUCAACUUGGAAGAUCGGUUGUUUGGCCGCCUGUGUGUUCACCUUGGUCGUUUAG
This is a messenger RNA of Cladocopium goreaui, 3348 nucleotides long. The record is from the annotation of a GenBank genome assembly. Lineage: Eukaryota; Dinophyceae; Suessiales; Symbiodiniaceae.